UUCCGGCGUAAUUUCACAUCGUUAUAUUUCUCCGUUGUGUGUGUGCACUUAGCACUGUAUAUUACUGUUGCAGGUCUGCUGUGGAUCACCUCUAUUACUCUACUUUUAAUCAUGUCGUUUAAAUACUUGCUGUCUCCUUGCUGUGUAGCCGUUAUAUUGUUAUAUGUCUAAUCUCUCUGUUGUAGUUUACUCAUGUACAAGAAAUUUCACUUCUAUUGAACUUCUCGAAUUCACCGUACUUACGUCAGACAACAACCGUAAAUACAUUUCGCAUUCUAUCCGCUUCUUCUUGUCGAAUACAUCUGCGAGGCCGGCAGUCGCAGGCAUGAGCACCUCGAAAGCAAGAAUUGAAUCGGUGGAAAAGGCGUUUCACAAUCUGUUUAGUUCUGGCACAUCUCUUGCGAAGAUUAAGGAUGCCUCUUUAGCGGACCGUUUAUUUCCAUUCUCUGACGAUGUUCUGGAGGUUCCUGGGCGGAGCAUUGCAUGGAAGCUCUUCCUUGUACAAAGCGAACCCCUCAAAGCAUUAAUCGAGGCAGAUUCUUCUCCAUUGCUUGAUUCUUUGCGUGAAACUCGAAGGCAGUAUGCGGCGUUGUUACUGGAGAAGAUGCGAGCACCGGAUGGAAGCUAUGAAGACGGAUUCGCCCUACCGGGGUCACUACCAUCGCCAAAGCGUGAAUCUAGGCUGGAAGUCAACCUGGAUAGGAAUAACCCUCUAAGUUUACAUACAGAAAAUCCUUGGACAGAGUGGUUUGCUUCCGUCGAACUGCGGAAAACGAUUUUACAAGACGUUGAGCGAACGUUUCCCGAAAUUGAUUUCUUUCGACUUCCAGAUGUGCAAGCUCAGCUAACUAAUAUUCUCUUUAUCUACUCUGUCAUGCAUCCAACCAUAGGCUAUCGACAAGGUAUGCACGAGUUACUGGCACCGCUAUAUUACGCUGUCGAAUACGAUUCAAUAUCCGAAGACGAUCAGGAAUACGUUCACGAUUUCAAAGUACACGAAAUGUGUUCUAAGCCCUGGGUUGCAGCCGAUGCUUGGUGUCUCUUCGACGCAGUCAUGCAAUCUACCUCUCGAUGGUAUGAGUGGCAAGAGCCCCCCGUCGACGCGAAAGGACGAUCCCCACUACCCUCUCAUGUCCUUUUACAUAUUCCCGAAGGAGCUGUCGAUCUAAAACCCUACGUACCACCCAUUGUUCAGACGUGCAACAACAUACAAGCGAAUUUCCUACGGACAACGGAUCCACAUCUAUGGCAGCGGCUCCAAACAACCGGCAUAGAACCACAAAUUUACGGAAUUCGGUGGCUGAGGCUUUUGUUUACACGGGAAUUUAGUCUCCCAGAUGCAAUGAAAUUAUGGGAUGCCCUCUUCGCGUGUGAUCCAUCCUUUGAUCUGGCUCCAUGGAUCUGUGUUGCAAUGUUAAUACGUAUCCGCAAUGAAUUGUUGCCAUCCGAUUACUCCACCCAGCUUACUGUCCUAUUACGCUAUCCGUCAGUGUUACGCUCAUUCGAAUAUGGCUCCCCAGUGCAUCCAACAAGCUUGUUAGUACGGCAGGCACUGGCUUUACAAAUGUCCCCAACACCUUCUACUGGUGUUCUAUUGGUGUCUGAAAAUCGCAACCUCUUGAAUAUCGCGAUAGACGUACCAGAAACACCGCCCGCUCCUCGCAGGCGGUCUACUCGAAAUAGACCACUUUCAACUUCGGUGGCCUCUGGGAAUGGCAAUGUGGCUCAAGGACACGUCCGACAGCAAUCGUCUCAAAAUUUAGGGUUUCCUGAGAUGCUUGCUCGUGGAAUCCUAGAAAGAGGCGAAAGCUUGGGGAUCAAUAAGACUCUAAUGAGUGCUGUGUCAGAACUAAAGCGCAACAUUCCUGAAAUUGCUUCAUCGCUCAUGCGCGCGCCGGCCAAUGCAUACCAAAUGACUGAUGAGAAUAUAGGGGAACGGCCACCUGGGGAGCAUCGGUCACGGCUUGAGAUGGAAAAAGAAUUAUCCGAACUUCAUAUGGUGAACAAGAAACUCGGCGAUUCUUUGGGAUGGAUUGUCGAUGUUCUACUUCAGGAUGAAGAUCAGACGAACGCAGAGCGCCUAAAAAAGCAGCGACGGCAAGCCAUCGAGUCCCUUUCGUAUGUCAGAGAUAUUCUGAUCAGCCAGUCAACGGAUAUUGAAGAGGAGAGGCUGUACAGUGAAGAGCAGAUUGCCAACCGGAGACAGGAGAAGACAAAGCAGGCUGAUGCUGUUGAGGUUCUCCAACCAAAGAUACCUACACCAGUUAAACCCAACCCUGCUAGAGGGAAAGGGUCGCGCCCUUUGCCGGUUGCCAGUAUGCCGCCAGCUGGACCUAUGUCGUCAUCUUUGAGCCAGAACACCAACCCUGCCCGGCUAGCACCUUGGAACUAUACCCGGUCAAACUUUUCGUCUACUUCCUCUUUACCCGAGACGUUAUUGCCUCGACCUCCACCCCCCACUUCAACGACAAUACCGAGAUCGGCACUUGACGGUCGACGAGAUAAGGCGUCCGAAGUGUUGCAAGAUCCGUUGGGGGCGUUGCAUUGACGAAAACACUGUGAUAUUGGAUCGAAGUAACAAUAGUGUAGGAUAAUUUAGAACUUUGUAGACUUACCAUAUACAUUUGUCUUACGCAGGCAGGUGGCU
This is a messenger RNA of Desarmillaria tabescens, 2647 nucleotides long. Its product is annotated as RabGAP/TBC. Gene Ontology annotation, biological process: activation of GTPase activity. The coding region runs from base 164 to 2548 and encodes 794 amino acids. The transcript has 9 exons. Gene Ontology annotation, molecular function: GTPase activator activity. NCBI's taxonomy places the organism in Eukaryota, Fungi, Basidiomycota, Agaricomycetes, Agaricales, Physalacriaceae. The record is from RefSeq and is a predicted model, not a curated record.